Messenger RNA from Rosa chinensis, 1344 nucleotides. RefSeq names its product pyrrolidone-carboxylate peptidase. Lineage: Eukaryota; Viridiplantae; Streptophyta; Magnoliopsida; Rosales; Rosaceae. Gene Ontology annotation, biological process: proteolysis. The record is from RefSeq and is a predicted model, not a curated record. Bases 200 to 1120 code for a protein of 306 amino acids. Gene Ontology annotation, cellular component: cytosol. Gene Ontology annotation, molecular function: pyroglutamyl-peptidase activity. The transcript is spliced from 6 exons.
CGAAGUAAAAGAAAAGGGGGAGGUCCUGAUUCCGGGACGAGCGUCGGGUACGGUUGUGAUACCACCACCUUUCAGGCCCGACGAGCCGUCCACAGAGCUGCAUCUCUCCUCACCUGGUCUAUGCACAUCGCUCUCUCAAGGAGAUUGCCCGCCUAUCUUAGAUUUUCCUAUUAAACUAACGUGAGUUGGUUCAAUUGGUAUGAGCGCGAUUGUGGUUAAGCCUCAAUCUAAAUUCAAUUUUCGCUCAGCAGUCUUGUGUUGGAUCGCGCAAUCUGUAAAUUUUCUGCGAAAAUCCAUACUCGAAGGUUCUUGUGACAGCAAAGUAGAGACCAACCUCAUUACCUCAGCUUUACUCUCUCUCGGUUUCUCCAACGUUUUCAUUCUUCAAAGUCCACACCCAGUUGUGACCUCCGUCCUCAGUUUCAAGAUUGGGAACUGUAUUCAAGUGGAGAAUCAGAACGAGGAAAUGGGAUCAGAAGGGCCAAAGAGUGUGGUGAUUAAUGUGACUGGAUUCAAGAAGUUUCAAGGGGUGGCUGAGAAUCCAACAGAGAUUAUAGUGAACAAUCUAAAGACCUAUGUGGAGAAGAGAGGGUUGCCUUCUGGUCUGACACUUGGUAGCUGCACCAUUCUUGAGACUGCUGGAGUUGGUGCCAGUCCAGCUCUCUACAAGGCCAUGGAGUCGGGGAUUUCGAAAACGGACUCUAACACCAAUGAUCAAGUUGUCUGGCUUCAUUUGGGGGUGAAUAGUGGGGCUAUGAAAUUUGCUAUUGAGCGGCAAGCUGUAAAUGAGGCCACCUUUCGGUGUCCGGAUGAGUUUGGAUGGCAACCUCAGCAAUUUCCAAUAAUUGAAGCAGAUGGGGAAAUUUCUCGAGCAAGAGAGACUUCUUGCUCAAUUGAUGCAAUCCUUAAGAUCUUGAAGAAGAAGGGAUUCGAUGUGGCGGUAUCAGAUGAUGCGGGACGCUUUGUGUGCAAUUACGUCUACUACCAUUCUCUCCGGUUUGCAGAAGAAAAGGGUCACAAGUCUCUAUUUGUCCAUGUUCCUCUCUUUUCAAGAAUUGAUGAAGAAACUCAGAUGCGCUUUGUGGCGUCUCUUCUGGAGGCUCUUGCUGCAACAUGCUAACGCCAUUGUUGCAAUGCUUCGUCUUUGUAACCUUAUGUUUCGUGCCAUCUGCUGUUAAAUGUAAAUUGAUGGUUUGAUUAUCAUUGUGAUUGUAAAAGCGUACUAAUAACAUGUAUCAGCGUGUUGCUUUUCGGUGUGGCUUUCGUAUUGUCCAGGUGAUGUUUCGAUGUAAAAAAUGGAAAAUUUCAAAUCAAUCUUGUAAUGGUGCAAAGAUUUGGCCCCUA